Doryrhamphus excisus (bluestripe pipefish) is the source of this 756-nucleotide messenger RNA. The record is from RefSeq and is a predicted model, not a curated record. Lineage: Eukaryota; Metazoa; Chordata; Actinopteri; Syngnathiformes; Syngnathidae.
AUGAGGUGGACAAAUCCCAAACCACACCUUAUCACCCGGCCGGCAACGGUCAGUGUGAGCGGUUCAAUAGAACCCUCCAUGACCUACUGUGGACAUUGCCAACCUCCCGGAAACGGGAUUGGGUCUCUUGUCUUCCUCAGGUUUUGUUUUGUUAUAACACCACCCCACAUCCAGGCACGGGGGAGUCUCCGUUCUUCCUCAUGUUUGGUCGGGAGCCCAGGCUUCCUGUGGAUUUUCUCUUGGGCCGGGUCCGGGACUCUGAGCCAGGGGACAUACAGGACUGGAUGGCUGAGCAUCAGGCUAGACUUAAGGUGGCAUUUGAGAAUGCUCGUGAGAGGUUGUUGGCUGCUGCAGGUCGACGGAAGGAGCGGCAUCACCAGCAUGUUCGGGAGGCCCCUCUUCAGGUCGGCCAGCUGGUCGUACCUUCGAGACCUUGGUGUCCGGGGUCGACACAAGCUUCACAACAAAUGGAGCUCGGUGGUCUACCAGGUGCUGAAAGCCCCCUCUGGCUCCUCUGACUCGUCUGAUGAUGGUCCUGCGGGAAUGAUCCCAGUGCAGGCCCAGCCUGAUACCGGCUCGAGUGUUCCCACUUGGCGGUCGUUCCCUCUAGUGGUCAGUCCAGCCCCUCUCGGUUGCCUUUGCGUCGAACAGGUCGGUCCACCGCCAGUCAACAUUCUAACGUUCAUCAUCUUCCCCAGCCUGUUGGCCUUCAGGGAUAAUGGGGAACUUCAACUUCAACCUGCACAACCGUUGUAA